ACCAGAAAGAGGAAGCACUGUGGUGACAAUGACAGGGGUACCUGUGGCCCAGUCAAGCAUGGAGAACGUUAUCAAAACUGGAUAUCUGAAGAAAGGAAGGCUAUCAAACAGAUUCUCCUCUGCUUUUGGGCGCUGUCCACGGAGGUGGUUUGUGUAUGGUGUCCGAGAUGGGACACUCCCAUUUCUUGAGUACUACGAGAAUGAAGAGGGAACCUUCACUUCAACGCCGAUCAACAGCUUUGACCUCACGGGCUGUAAGAAGAUCACUUAUGUCUUGUCCCCAAGAAAUCCGUCAUUCACAUUCUGCAUUGUUCUUCAAGAUCGUGUUAUAGAACUGACAGCAAUGACCAGGGCAGAUCUGAUUGACUGGUGUGAUCGCAUGGAGCGUUCAUUACGUCAGCUUGGUCAUUUAGAAACGUUGAGGGGACCCGAUGAUGAACAUGUGUACGUAGAUGCACCAUUCUUACUGAAGCGGAACAAGUCACAUGUGGUUGUGGAGGAGUCCUCAAACGAGGGAGACAUCCACACCAGCGUUAGUGAGGUGUCUCGUGUAGGGACGGCUAAUCCAGACCAUCCGGAGGAGGUGCCCGGCAUGAUAUACCUCCCUUCCGCCGGGCGCAUCCGUCCCAUAACCAUUAAUGGCUGGGAUUCUGAAGUGUUAGCCACCUUCAGAGAAAGUGGAAGAUCGCUGGAGAGAGGGACAACUCUAGACUGUGCUUCCCGAGAAGGCAUGAGGUCACUGACACCAAGCUUAAAUUCCUUUCUUGUGGAGGAAAAGGAUAAUAGACCUACGAAACACCCCUCUAAGGGCCUAGUAAGAAGAUCAACAAUGGCAGUGCCAAGGAGGAAUGUGGAAGCUGUGUCUAAAGCUGAAAGUAAUGGUCUGGUAAAUGGCUUUGGUUUGAAUACAGAAGGCCCUACACUGUUAUUUGAUGAAAAGCCGAAACCAAAGGAAGACAUGACCGAUGAAAAUGCUUACGGGAAUCUAAGUGAUUGGACUUCUUCAUCCAGAACUAAUACCUGCUUUUCCAUUAACUCAGACUCACCUGAAGUCACCAGUAACAAAAGCAACGACAACAAAAUGCAAGAGGGUUCGACAUUGGGCUCGUGUGAAACAGAUGAAAAUGCUAAUCACAAGUGUCCGGAAGAGGAUUUGCCAUUAAGGGAAUCAAGAAAGUUCCAUCUUGGUAUCAGAUCUCCAGGUCUUUCCAAAACUUUGGCCGUGGAAACUGAUUUUUUGUCAUCACCAGUGGCACAGACAUCUUCCAUUAGAGAGGUGUGUGUCAGUCCUACAUCUCCACUCUCUCCCACUGGAUCUCUAAGUGACUGUCUCCCGGAUGAUGAAGAAGUUCAUCACAAUGUCCGACAGCUUCUUAAGUUCUUUGAGGGUUCAGAAGUAUCUGGGAGUAGUGAUCCAGAUCCUGAGGAUGCAGGAACCAGAGACCACGACACUGGCGCUCAUGGGGUUAUGACUCACGACAAAGCAGUUGAGUUAGUUGAUACUGAGGCAGAUGACCAAUUCAGUGUGUUUGCGUCUCUGAUAGAUUUAGGACUGACUGCAUCAUCACAGCCCCCUCAGGUGCCAGAACAAGAUGCCUCAUCAAAAUUACCUGGCUCAAAUGUUCCACUAGAUCAGACCAAUCGCUCAGAUGAUAACCAGUCCCCUGACAUGGGCUACAUGUCCGACAAGUCUCCCCCUGGGACUGAAGACUCUGAUUCCACUAUAGUGCUAACCUCCAAUUUCUCGGGCACAAAUGGUUUGCCUAAAAGAUACACGAAAAAGAAAGACCAGAUCCAAGAGGAGACGGAUGUACCUCCACCCCUGCCGAUCAGACCGCCUAACCUGGUCAGAUUAAGACCAAUGACGAUCUCACAAGGGAGAAGUGCCGGGUCUGCUCCGGCCAUUCCGCCCCGGAGAAGCCUGUCCAUCAUGCAGCAGGUGUCAAACUGCAGCGGGGCACAGUCGGUGGUCCCCCUGAAAACCAGUCAGGUGGAACUGUUCAGAAAUAACAUAACCAGUCCUGUGGCCACCGCUGUGGAGCUGCGGCGAAGGGACUGCCUUGGCACUAUUGCAUUUGUUGAUGCUUUUGGCAGUGUUUGGAUUGCAGGCUGGAAUCAACGGGCCAGACCAAGGCUUCACGGGGCAUUCCAUCUGGGUGACCGUCUCCUCAGUAUAAACAAUGAGCCAGUGCAUAAUGCUGCAGCUGCACAAAAGUUUAUCAAACAGUGCCCGAACGAGCACCUUGUUCUGGAGGUGAAGACUGCCCCUAAGGCAAAGGUGGUCUGCAUACAGCGGAGAGUGAGUGGUCAGAGUCUGGGGCUCAAGAGGGAUGGGGGCACAGCAGAGAUCAUCUACAUUGACCCUAAUGGCCUGGCAGCAGAGCAUGGUUUGGCAAGUCGAGCGUCCACCAUGGACAACUCAGGCUUCUGUAACUGGGUGCUGACAGAGAUAAACAGCAGACCACUGAACCUCUUCCUCAAGAAAAAUGAGGUUGCAGCGAUGCUGGAUGCUGUUGGCUUGGAUAUUUCACUUGUCGUUCAGCCUGUAGACUUCGUGGGUGCACUGAAAAGACAGCUGAAAUACCUAAAAAAUUACAAGGAUUACAUCCUACCUUGAUUAUAUAUCAGAAUUAGGAAAUUGUACAUAUUUCUCAAAAGGGUGCCUUUGUUUAUAAUCUGAGGUCUCUAGAGGUCACAGCUCAACUGUCAAAGAAACAUUGGGUGACUGUCAAAUGCCCAGCAGUAGGACCUUGACUCCAUUGUCAUGUGUAUUAACGUCAAAUGUUGGUUUCCCAAACUCAUCAUUAUGUCAUAUUCAAGACAAUACAGUGUUACAGUAGAAACUAAUAAACUGUUAUAUUGUAGACGUUGGGCAGCAGUGAUUUUUGUGAUGACAAUGGUCCUGCUUCCUGCUUCACACCAGAAAAUAUGCUG
This is a messenger RNA of Liolophura sinensis, 2934 nucleotides long. RefSeq lists its product as uncharacterized. The transcript is spliced from 7 exons. Gene Ontology annotation, cellular component: plasma membrane; cytoplasm. The record is from RefSeq and is a predicted model, not a curated record. Lineage: Eukaryota; Metazoa; Mollusca; Polyplacophora; Chitonida; Chitonidae. Gene Ontology annotation, molecular function: protein binding. The coding region runs from base 29 to 2617 and encodes 862 amino acids.